CUCAUCGAAGAAGAAGUUGUAUUGUUUUGAUUCGUUGUAGUCGCACAGCUGAAAUACCGUUUGUCUGCAGAUUCUUCAAAGUAGCCGCCCUUUGCCUUGAUGACAGCUUUGCACACUCUUGGCAUUCUCUUGAGACUGGUUGCUCCUGUGGGUCUCUGGGUGGGAGUCUGCUAGGUGACUGAAUGUAAUGUAAAUGUUGAGCGGCUUCGUUGCAGGAACGUUGUGUCGCAAAAUCACAGGAAAUUACCUACACAAAAUGCUUCGUAAUGAAGACCUCCCAGUCAGCGGCGACAGAAGGCGAUAAUGUCACUUCCUGGGUGUCUGUGUGCCCCAGGGGCUUGUGGGAGGUUUGUCAGAGGAGGAAACGAGGGGCGGAGCCAGCUGACCCCUCUGGAGACGUCUACCCCGGUAUUGGCUCUCUGUGUCGGGUCAGAGUUCAACGCCAAGGAGAACCUACAGCUGACCCGGAGCUGUCACUCAAACCUGACCUGCCAAUCACAGUCCUUUCAGAUGCCCAGGUCCCACCCCUACAGCGCUCCCAGGGUACCAUGCUGCAGGUCCCGCUUGGUGAUUGGAUCAUUCUGAGGCUGGGGGAGGGGCAGUGUGACAUCACAGAGGGGUGUGUGGAGGGGAUGAGGGCUGGAGAGAAGUGUGAGGUAAUGCUGACCCCACUAACAGACGGACUCCGGGGAGGAGAAGAGGAGCAGAAGAGAACAGGCCCUGACCAGUCCUUGAGUAUAACAGUAGAGCUCCAGUCCUUCUCUCCUGGCCAUGAGUCCUGGCAGCUGUCAGCUGGAGAGAAGUGGGGCUGGGUGAUGUCACACAAGCAGAGGGGGGGGGACAGGUUCAGGGCGGGGGACAUGUGGGGGGCGGCAGACAGCUACAGCCGAGCCAUCAAACUCCUCAUCACCCUAAAACGACACACACGGGGAGAAGGGGAGGAGAUGACUCCGAUAGAGGAGGAGGAUGAGGAGACGGAGAAGAAAGAUAGCCUAGAGGCCCCUACAGAUCGUCAGUACCGUUCCAUCAAGGCCUCUCUCUACUCCAACCUAUCCCUAUGUCAGCUGAACCUAGGCCAGUGGUCCCGGGCCAGGGGUUGUGCCUCCAGAUCCACCCUGCUGGAGCCCCAAGGCCUGAAGGCCUGGUACCGCCUUGGGCAGGCCAACCUGGAGGCAGGGGAGCUGGAGGAAGCCAACAGGGCCUUCAGGAAACUACAGGAGCUCCAGCCUGACUCUCCCUACGCCCUGAGAGGACUGAGAGAGGUGGGGAGGAGGGAGCGAGAGACGAAUAGCAGACUGGGACAGAGACUCGGCAAGAUGUUCAGCUGAAGAGGGAGAGCGAGAGAGGACUGAUAGCCAAUUGGGACAGCGACUGAGUCAAAUGUUCAGGGGAUGGAGGCAAGAAGGAGAGGGUGACAAUUAGCAGACUAUCUUUUCAUAUCCACAAAUAGUCGUAGGCUGCGUUUAUAUAAGUAGUCCAAUUCUGAUAUUUUGACCAAUCACAAAUAAAAUCCAUAUCAGAAUUGGGAUGUCUGUAAAUAUGAGCACUGGAUUAUGGGAUUUAACUGUCAGCCAUUUUUUUUCUUUUUUUUUUCUUGAACUGUUAAGACCCUGGAGCUGUUCUAUAAACUACAUCUAAGAAGUGGUAUAGAAAUUAGCUGGAAUUAUGGGUAGGACGGCUUUUCACUAACUCGGUCCUGGGGACGCCAAGAGCCACACAUUUAGGUUUUUGCCCAAGCACUACAUUACUAAUUCAAAUAACCAAAGCUUGACGAUGAGUUGGUUAUUUGAAUCAGCUGUGUAGCGUCAGGGCACCACAGUUAAGAACGCUGGGGCAGGAUUAUGGUUGUAAAGGGAGGGUAUAUUACUGGAAACCUUCAAAGUUUACCAGUAAACUACCAGAAUUUUGGUAACUUUCAGGUUUUGAGGAAUUUAAACAAAUUAGUUAUCAUUU
Molecule: messenger RNA, 1953 nt
Organism: Salvelinus fontinalis (brook trout)
Lineage: Eukaryota; Metazoa; Chordata; Actinopteri; Salmoniformes; Salmonidae
Gene: fkbpl
Product: FKBP prolyl isomerase like
Exons: 6
Coding region: 267-1328 (353 amino acids)
Molecular function (GO): protein binding
Source: RefSeq, a predicted model, not a curated record